Messenger RNA from Fusarium sp. VM40, 891 nucleotides. Lineage: Eukaryota; Fungi; Ascomycota; Sordariomycetes; Hypocreales; Nectriaceae. The record is from the annotation of a GenBank genome assembly.
AUGGAUUCUUUUAAAAAGGUUCUACUUAUUGGCGCGGGCGGAAACUUGGGUGUCCAUGUCCUGAAAACGUUCUUAGACUCGCCAUACAAAGUCAGCAUCCUAACUCGCAAUGGAUCAACAUCCACAUUCCCGGAGGGUGUUCCUGUCUUCCGAGCAGACUAUUCCGAUAUCAACCAAGUCAAACAUGCAAUGGAAGGUCAGGAUGUAGUGAUCAGUAUGGUUGCCGUCUUCGCGACUGGUGGCCAGCAAAUCCUCGUUGACGCGGCCAUAGCCGCUGGCGUGAAGAGGUUUUUUCCCAGUGAAUUUGGGCCACCUUCGCGGGAUGAAAAGUUCGCUGCCCUGCACCCGGCCUUACCACCCAAAGUGGCUACGGUCGACUACCUCCAAUCUAAGGAGUCUCAGAUAUCUUGGUCAGCUCUCAUUCCAGGCGCUUUUUUUGACUGGGCUAUGAAGAUCGGACUAUUCGGUUUCGACAUUGAUUCCAAAACGACAACACUCAUCGACGGCGGGACUGCUAUUUUCACAGCUUCAACUCUACCGACUAUCGCAAAAGCAACGCUUGCAAUGCUAGAGCAUGCCGAUGAGACGAGGAACCAAUACGUCUAUAUAUCGUCUUUCCAUAUAAGUCAGAAGGAUAUUUUGGAUGUGGUGGAGAAAGUCGAUGGCCAGAAAUGGACAGUGAAGCAUAUUACAUCCGAGGAGCUGAUCGCUCAAGGCAAGAAGAGGUUGGCUGAGGGAGAUAACAUGGGUGCUACAGAUCUUGUUGGGGGUGGGGCGCUUGGCAAACAAGCUCUUGGAGAUUCAAGGCCAUGGGGACUGUGGGACGAGAAAUUAGGUCUUCAAAAGGAGGACUUGGAGCAGGCUGUUAAAGACGUUUUGGACAUCAUUUGA